Messenger RNA from Rhagoletis zephyria (snowberry fruit fly), 3129 nucleotides. NCBI's taxonomy places the organism in Eukaryota, Metazoa, Arthropoda, Insecta, Diptera, Tephritidae. The record is from RefSeq and is a predicted model, not a curated record.
AUGGUACUUACAGAAAACUAUCCCGAGCCAUCUCAACGCGACUUGUCGCUUUGUGCCAUUUUUGACCGCCCAAGUGCUGAUUUACUCAACGAUUGGGUCUUUUGCGGUCACAAUCACUCAUCAGGAGAAUCAUCCUCAGCGCAUCAUUCACACGCUGAAGUACCUGAGUCUAUCACCAUUCCCGAAGAGCUGUACAAGCCAGUAGUGCUUGAUAAGAUAGAGCAAAUCAUCUACCUGCUAACUGAUGCAUCGCCCCUUGUCCUUCUCGAAUCAGCCGAUCAAAAAGACAACAGCAUCUAUUUGGAACUUAUCAAAAGCGAUGAGAUUUACUCCGCAUCUCAGCUUGAUCAGCGAGACUCCGAUCAGAGCGUGGUGGUAGCAGCGGGUGCAACGACGGUCGCAUCCGCCGUCUCCGACUCGCAGCCAAUCGAGCUGACAGCUGUCAGCAACGGCGCAAAGUACCAGGCCAAGUCGAGUCUCGACUUGAGCCUGUCCUCGCCGAGGUCGCCGCCGAGGUCGCCGCGGCUGUCAAAAUCGCCGCCGCCACCUCCGCCGACUGCCUUCACUCCUCGUUCCAUGGGCUCUGCCAAUGCAGGUACACCCGCUGCCGCCGCCGCCGCCUUCUUUCCCACGACGCCACCGUCGGCCACGGCAAUGAUGGACUCAUUCUCAGAGUUUCACUCAGACGCCCCCAGUGCCGACCAUGGCAGUGACCAGCACCACCAUCACUCAGCUGAGGGCGGCAGCGCCUCGUCGGCGACGGCAGUGCCGUACACUCGCCAGCAGACGUACAAGGACCGACGAAAGAACUACCGUCGGGAGAAGAAGAAACUGGCCGAUGAGCUGAUCUCCGCUAUCCAAGACCCGACCAUUGUGGUGAUGAGCGACUGGCUGAAGGUACGCACCACACUGAAGCAGUGGAACAAGUACUGGUGCGAGCUGCGGCCCGGUUCACUGUACCUCUACAAGAACCAGAAGACGCAUAAAUCGAGCAACUGGAUCGGCUCGGUGAUGCUGAAGAUGUGCGAGCUGAUUGAGCGACCGUCAAAGAAGAACGGCUUCUGCUUUAAGCUCUUUCACCCGCUAGAGCACCCCAUCUGGUCGCCAAAGGGUCCCCAUGGUGAGGCCUUCACUUCGAUCAUGUUUCCCCUGCCGGCGUCCUCGAUCAUCUUUCGCGCCCCCUCUGAGGGCUCCGGCCGGAAGUGGAUGGAGGCGAUUGAGCUGUCUUUCAAGUACUCCAACAUGAUCAUUCCCGCAAAGUACCACUCGCCCAGCAUUCAGCGAUCAAUAGAGAUGUCGUCCUCAGUACCGACCACGCCACUUAGCGCCACCUCGGCUGCUGCUUCAGCGGCGGUCAACGGCGGUGCAGUGAGCAGCUCACCACUUGUCAAUUCUUCACUGUUGCUCUCUGAGCUGGGCGGCAGCAUUGACAAGUCGGAUGAGGAUUUGCUGGGCAGUCAGCGACGAGCGCUGAUGGUUGCUGAUGGAGUGCUCCCCUUUAAUGACUCGGAGAUUGAGAAGCAUUUCGAUCUCUGCGAUGACGUGCACACCGACCACGGCGACCAGGAGGACUCGCAGGAGCACCACACGACGGAGGACAGCGAUGAUGACUCUUACUUUGAGGAUGAAGAAGAUGGAGGCGGAGGCCACCAUCACCACAUUGUCCGCGGUGGGUCGGCCAUGCGUGUGCUUCACGGGGAGAAUGGUGCCAAAGAGGUGGUGAUGGACCUGGUCGAGACGACGUACGGCUUUGACGGUGGUCUCGAGGAGUUUGGCCUGACGACGUACGGCUUUGACGGCGGUCUCGAGGAGUUUGGCCUGGUGGGCGAUGCCGGCCAGACGGAGGACGUACCGGAGGAGAACAAGUCGCUGCUGUGGACGCUGCUGAAGCAGGUCCGUCCUGGUAUGGACCUCUCUAAGGUGGUCCUGCCGACCUUCAUUCUCGAGCCAAGGUCCUUUUUGGAGAAGCUUGCCGACUACUACUACCAUUGUGAUAUUAUUUCCAAAGCCGCUCUAGAGGAAGAUCCACUGCUUCGCAUGAAGCUCAUUCUCAAGUGGUACCUCUCCGGUUUCUACAAGAAGCCCAAGGGCCUCAAGAAACCGUACAACCCCAUUCUUGGGGAGACAUUCCGCUGCUGUUGGCAGCACCCGGAGACCGACUCGAAGACCUUCUACAUUGCAGAGCAGGUCUCUCAUCACCCACCAGUUUCCGCUUUCUACGUGACCAAUCGAAAAGACGGCUUCUGCAUCAGCGGCUCAAUACUGGCCAAGUCCAAGUUUUACGGCAACUCCAUUUCGGCAAUCCUCGAGGGCACGGCCAAGCUGUCGUUGUUGGCCCGCGGCGAGGACUACCUGAUCACCUUUCCCUACGCCCACUGCAAGGGCAUCUUCCUCGGACCGCUGGCCUUUGAGCUGGGCGGCAAGGUGAUGAUCACCUGCGCCAAGACGGGCUACAAGACGGAGCUGGAGUUCAAGCUGAAGCCCUUCUUCGGCUCCGACGACCAGUGCAACCUGGUGGUGGGCAAGCUGCGGCUGGGCAGUGAGACGCUGGGCACCAUCGAGGGCCACUGGGACUCGGAGAUCUGGUACAAGGACAAGCGAGGCAACAAGGGCGAGGCGGAGCUCUUCUGGAGCGGCGUCGAUCCGAAGGUGAAGCAGAGUCGACUGCGGCGGCAUGUUGUUCCCCUCGAGGAGCAGUCGGAAACGGAGUCGGAGCGUCUCUGGAGCAAGGUGACGGCGGCCAUCAACGCCCAGAAUCAGGAGGCAGCCACCGUGGAGAAGACGGCCCUUGAGGAGGCGCAGCGAGAGGCGGUGAAGCAGCGCGCCACGAGAAUGGAAGUUUGGUCGCCCAAUCUCUUUGUCUUUGACAGCGCCUCCAGCGACUGGUCGUACAAGUUGGCAGAGAUGCGACCCUGGGAUAAUCGCACUGACAUCAAACAGUACGAACACAACUAUGUCAUUCGAACGCUGACCCGGCACCUGACUGCAAAGAAGACCGCCAGCAGUUCGCCUUCACUGUACACGGCUUCAUCCGCCGCUGUUGCUGGCAAUGUGAUCGACGGCGCAAAUAAUCUUUGUUAUACUAAAAAACAUCUCUACACACUGUCGUUUGAUACCAAAAGGAAUUAA